Molecule: messenger RNA, 1647 nt
Organism: Medioppia subpectinata
Lineage: Eukaryota; Metazoa; Arthropoda; Arachnida; Sarcoptiformes; Oppiidae
Source: the annotation of a GenBank genome assembly
AUGGGUACACUAUCGAGUGUCACAACUAUUAUGAACAACAAUAACAACGAGAACGACGUGUUUAUGGCGGCCUUCGAGCCGCUGGCCGUCGGCCGCAAGAGUGGCAAAAGGAGAUCAUCGAUCCUGAAGACCAUUGAAGCCAAUUACUGCGGCGAAGAGCGUCGCGCGUCCCGACGGAUCAGUUGGGCCCCCACUUACCAAUACAAGUAUGUCAUCUGCGAUACACCGCCCCUCUUAUCGCCCGUUUUAUUCAUUGUCUCAGAGCUCUUAGCCGACGGAACCGCUGUAAUCAAGUGUCAAGAGUUGAAUAGUCUUAAGGUGGAGGAUGUGGUGUCGCCGCCGUCGGAGACCAUUGAUCCGCCCGUCGAGCAGAAUGUCAUCAAAAGCUCUGAUUUUAUCAAUCGAUUGAAAGCCAAAUCCAAAGACAGGUCUGUGACGGGAGAGCCUUCAUCGGCGGCGGCGGCGCCAACGCUGCCCGAAGAGGAGGCCCCGUCUCAGGACUGUUCGCGACCCAAACGCAGCCGUAAGGGCAGCAGCAAAGGUCUGUCCAAGUAUUUGGCCAAACACUACGACACGGCUGUGGAGGACGACGUCGAGACAGUGUUCAACACCUCGUAUAACAAGUACGGCCGCGAAGUGGCGCCGCGAACCGACCAGAUCUCGGACUUCACGCAACUCUUCACCGACGAUAAUAACAUGAGUGUGACGUUUGUCGCGCCUCAAGACCUGACCUCCGCUGCCGUCAGCGGACAGACGGCCAGUCAGACCACUGACGCCAUGUCUAUCACGUUAUGCGAUCCGUCGAUGGUAUCGAUGAGUGUCUGCGACACCACUUCAACGCAAGACCACCAGAAGACUCGCUGUUUUACCGACGAAGGCCUCGACAUGACUUCUAAUAGCAGUGACGCCAUGGCUCUCACUCUUCAGACCACUAAUCAAAUCGAUACCGAACUCAGCGGUCGUUUAGAUCUCACUAAAUCUCCGGAUCUGUCAGAAGAGGUGAUACAAGAAUGCGAUGAGUUUGAGGCCAAACAAGAGGUCGAUAUAACCGCCGAACCGGAGGAAUCGCUUGACGACAAACUACAAGAGCCCGUUAUCACCGCUGUUCCCACUGUCGAAGCGAUUGAUACAUCUGUUGAGUCAAAUGCUGAGGAGAGCGACGCCGAGUCAGUGGACGUACGCGAUGUGGAGGCGCCGACCGAACGGACAGACUUCACGCAACUGUUCUCCACCGACAACAACAUGAGUGUCACAUCUGUUGUAUUCCAAGACAUAACUGCGCCGAAGGCCAGCCAACACACCGCCGAAGCCAUGUCUAUCACAUUGAAUUAUCCGUCAAAUGAGAUGUCAAUGAGUGGCUGCGACACCACUGCGGCUCAAGAGAAGACUCAGUGUUUUGCCGACGAAGGCCUUGACAUGACAUCCGUGUCGUCUCCUCAAGAGUUACGAGAACCAGUGGAUGAUAGGGACAGCUCUGCGGGCGAAACAAUGGCUCUCACUCUGAAAGACUCGUCCGAUCUAUCGAUGAGUAUCUGCGAUACCUCUGCCGCCGAUGAAGACAAUCAUAAAACAGUCAAUACAUCUGAUGUAUCGAUGAGUAUAUGCGACACUUCCGCCGAAGACAAGCAGAAGACGGCGGACCUAUCG